Grammomys surdaster is the source of this 602-nucleotide messenger RNA. Its product is annotated as keratin-associated protein 6-5. The transcript has a single exon. Gene Ontology annotation, biological process: keratinization. Lineage: Eukaryota; Metazoa; Chordata; Mammalia; Rodentia; Muridae. The record is from RefSeq and is a predicted model, not a curated record. Bases 51 to 287 code for a protein of 78 amino acids.
AAGUCACCUACACUCCUCUCUACCCAAGAACAACCUCAACAACCAACACCAUGUGUGGCUACUACGGAAACUACUAUGGCGGCAGAGGCUAUGGCUGCUGUGGCUAUGGAGGCCUGGGCUAUGGCUAUGGAGGCCUGGGCUGUGGCUAUGGCUCCUACUAUGGCUGUGGCUACCGUGGACUGGGCUGUGGCUAUGGCUAUGGCUGUGGCUAUGGCUCACGCUCUCUCUAUGGCUGUGGCUAUGGCUGUGGCUCUGGCUAUGGCUCUGGAUUUGGCUACUACUACUGAAGACACCAUGGAAGACUCUUACCCUCUUGAAUGUGAGCUCAGAAAUCUCCUAUUCUGAACUCCAUGUUUUCUGAACCCCCUUCUUAGAGGCUCUUACACCUCAAGUUUAUGAUGUAACCUUAUUGAAGAUAUGUCAUUUAAUGAACUUCAGAUAUAAGACCUGAGGCUUUUAUUUCUUUGAAUUUGACUCCUGAGAAUAAAUAUUGUUUAGAUAUUAUCUUGUGUACUCUAUAUCUCUCAACAGGAUAACAAGAAUCUUGUGUUUUUAUUUUUCUAUAUUUUUCUAAUAAAUUUAUUCAAUCUUACACACUACAA